AGACCAGGUGCAAGGUCUGAGCGCCGUUUUCAGAUAAGCACUGUCAGCUCCGCAGUCGCAGUGCCGCUGUAGCCGUGCUAGCGCCUUGGCCGUGUAUCCGUGGGUCGCCAUGCCUGCACAAGUUCAUCCGUACACUGUGUUCGGAUUUUCCGAAGACCUUGACUGGUGCACCCUGCACUUCCUCAGACCCGUGGACGACAUCAGAGUGUGCAGUGCAUGCAGACUCGUCGCCAGAAAGAGCGCUUUCCUGCCAUGUCGCCAUGUUCUCUGCGAGCCCUGCUAUGAGCAGUUGAAGUCCCGGGGCCACGUCUGCGUUCUCGACGGCGAGCUCUGCCCUGAAGACGAAAUCCACUGGAGGGAGUUUCCCGUGGAGAAGAUGAUGAAGAGUGAGGUCAGCUGCUUGAACCGAGAGAACGGCUGCCAGACCAGCACGGCGGUUUCGAGCAUAGCCGAGCACUUCCACCGAGACUGUGCGUACCACUCCGCGUGUUGCCCAAAGUGUGAGGCGACGGUUCUUCAGAGAAACAUUAUCGCCCACCUGGAAUCCCACUGCGCCAAGCACGUCCUGACCAGAACGUCCAAACCACCACCUAGCGAAGGAGUUGCGAAGGAGAUGGAAGACAUUCGGAUGAGUCUUCAGGGCUUAGACUCGACAUUUCGAAAUGUAUCGCACAAUAGCACUUCUUUGCAGUCACGGCUUCAGGAAAUCACAGCUGUCCACGAAGAAACUCUCGGCCCUCUAUCGACGAUGGCGAAUGAAAUGAAGGAGGUGUCGCAGACGAUGAGGCUGGCAUUGAGUGCAGUCGAAGUCAGCGGCAGAAGUCAAGAAAAGCAGAUAGCCGGUUUGAAGCUUUUCGGAGCAGGCUUGUGCACUGAGUUGGACGUAAUCGAAAGAAUUGCCGACGAACGGUGUCGUGAAGCCUCAGCCAACGAGGCGACCAUGGAGGGUCAAGAACUCCUCGAGGUCCUGGGAGUUUUGCAGAGUGAACUACAGAGAGUGUCAAGCCAACUGGAAGAAUUAAAGAGGAAGAAGACAACCCUCCGUGAAACAGCAAAAGAGGAAGGUUUGGUCGCCCACGCCUUGUCAGAAGUCUCAACAAGCAGCGUCUUCUUUUCAGGGACAAGAGAAAGUGACAGGAACAAUCAACCACUGGGAACUAUUCGUGUCUUCGAAGAAGUACCGAAGGUUCCCAGCCAAUUCCUAUGGUGCGUGAAGAGGUGGUCGUCGCUCAGGAACGGCAUGAAACUGCGAAACGGCUUCUACGAGCAAGCGGUAGUCAAUAUUCUGAAUGGCUGUGCGAUAAAGUACAGUUUUAAUCUUGUAUAUCACAACUCAUGGUUUAAAUUUUAUGUACAUGUGGAGCAAAAGGUAGAUGCUCCUCUCCCACUAUCAGCCAAAAUGGUUAAACUGCACAUUGUCAAUGAAAAUGGGGGUGACAUGGAAUGCAAGAUAAGCUUGUCACGAGAAAGAGACCAAGGGGAGCUAAGACAUCGGGACUUUGUGUCGGAUUGUAUUCCCAUUCAGAAUCUGGACGAUGGCGCAAGCACUGAGCACGACGACCUAACAUUUCGCUUCACAUUUUUGUAUUGAACCCUGAAGUGGACUCAGGGUGGCGGUAAUAAGGUGAAUCCAUCUCUGUUAAUGGCGAAUCUAACCAACCCAUAUUCAUUGAAGGCAGUAUAGAAGAAACCACCGGGUGCUAUUACGCAAUCUUCUUUGAUAAUAGCGACAUAAUCGGCUUGUAGUAAGUACUCUGCUGUGAAGUGUUACACAUUGUGUGAUACAGUUUGUGAAAGUUCAGUGUCAUACUGCGCGGCGACAUUGACAGCGUUAUGUCCUCUGACUCUUCUCACUCUCGUUUUGACUUGAAGUCAUGUAUUUAUUUUUUAUGUGCCAUUCUGACCUGUGAAUUCCGCCCCACCGAGACCUUAUAUGCCCAAUCAGCUCUCUGUCUGGCCUUAGUCCUUACUUCGUGCUGCUGUAUGUACGGACAACGCUGGACAUAAUUUAUUCAAAUCAGCUGUCUUGCUUUUUUUUACUAAUCUUACUGUGCAUUCUCAUGCCUUCUUUUAUUUUCCUAUUGCUUCAUGCGCAGAAAAGUGCGCUGCCAAUACUGUAUGUCGAUAUCUCUUUCUCCAAUUGUGUUUUAAAUAAAGAAUUCAGCAGAACUGUCGACGAUGCUUUUC
Messenger RNA from Dermacentor silvarum, 2187 nucleotides. Its product is annotated as juvenile hormone acid O-methyltransferase. The coding region runs from base 110 to 1591 and encodes 493 amino acids. Lineage: Eukaryota; Metazoa; Arthropoda; Arachnida; Ixodida; Ixodidae. The record is from RefSeq and is a predicted model, not a curated record. The transcript has 2 exons. Gene Ontology annotation, molecular function: S-adenosylmethionine-dependent methyltransferase activity.